Soboliphyme baturini is the source of this 891-nucleotide messenger RNA. NCBI's taxonomy places the organism in Eukaryota, Metazoa, Nematoda, Enoplea, Dioctophymatida, Soboliphymatidae. The record is from the annotation of a GenBank genome assembly.
AACGGCUAUACCUACUUCAAAAUAAAGACAGAGUUUCACGUAGGAGGAGGUACUUGUUCCCCAGUCAGGCAUUUCACAGACAUCGUCGAAGAUCAGUUCGAUUUUCACACGUACUGCGUACGCCGCAUGACACUUCGGGCCUACAUGAAGUUACUACGGCUAGAAGACAUUUUACGUCGGCACACGUUCUACUACAAAGCUGCCAAAUGCGCUAUUAAAAUUUACCUCCGACUUCACGACGUCCCGUACGACGAUUCCUCAGCUGCCGAUGGAAACGCACAAAGCGAUGCGGAUUCUCGGGAGCUUCGCAAACAGUUCCGCAAACAGAAGAAACUCGCCGUAAAGGCGGAACUUGAGCGGCAGAAGCACGCUCGGGCUGCAGUGACCAAUCCGAAGCAUCGUCAAGAGGUGGACCCGGACGAAAUGCAGCACACACCGUUGGAUCCAGUUGUCCUUGUUAAGUACAACGACGAGUUUCUCGAAAGGAACCGGAAUUCGGUCGAUCAUCGACUAAUAGCUGCUCGGGGAAUGUACUUUCUUGACGAGAGCAGACAGAAAGAGGCGGUCGCGGUCGCCACAAGUUUGGACGUAGACUCUAGAGGGAUUACUUGGAAGGCCUGCUGGCGAGUGCUAAAGCACUUGAGUAGUGGCAAGUUGGGCGCUUGCGACAGCGCAGUCGUAACGGCAUACAUGCACCAGUGUCAUGCACGUUUCCCACUGUGUUCGGCGUUCGUCGACCAGUGCGAGCUGCUGAAGUACCAGCCUGUGUCCGCUCCACCGCCGAUGCCACCGCCGUCUUCGUCGGCCAACUGCGAGGACCACUUCUCAGCGCAGGACGCGACUGCCACCGAUAACUCGGUCACCGACGAACUCAUGUACCUCGGCAUCUGA